Molecule: messenger RNA, 2135 nt
Organism: Penaeus vannamei (Pacific white shrimp)
Lineage: Eukaryota; Metazoa; Arthropoda; Malacostraca; Decapoda; Penaeidae
Source: RefSeq, a predicted model, not a curated record
AGAGAGAGAGAGAGAGAGAAAGAAAGAAAGAAAUUCGUUCGUGUAAAGUUAUGCGAACGUCGUAUUUACGUUUUCGUAAAAUCGUCAGCUGAUUCCCACAAAUUCCUCCCGGACUUCGUUUAAAAAAAAAAACAUGUAUAUGCUGUCUAGAACCAGAACUAUGCAAAGAUGUUGGGCAAAUCAUACCUGCCUCUCAUCUUUUCUCGUCAUCAAGGAAACGUUAGUAACAUAUGGUGGUCGCUCUUCCCUAACUACAGAUGACAAGGAGGAACCAACACUCACGGAAGAAUCUUUAACGUUUACAAAAAGGAGACAAAUGAAAAAGAAGGGUCAAGAAGUGAACAAAACACAGUCAGGUUCUAAAAUCCAAUACUCAGAUUCCGUAAAAGGAAAAGUGAAAACCGAUGUUAUUAGAUUAAUGAAAGGAAAAAAUACAGAAGAGGUGGAACACCUUUUGAAGACAUAUAACAGAUUGCUAAAGAAAGAUAACAAAAGCCAAAUGAUGUAUUUACUAGACCAGAAAUCAGCUGAUAGACUUGUUCACCAUUUGCUUAAGGACAUUAAACAUGGUGAUGUUAUAGCCGAGUCUCAUCCUGGACCAGGUAUUUUGACAAGAACACUACUAAAGGAAACCACCAAUGAUAUUAUUGCCUUUGAACCCCAGUCAUCAUUUGCGAGCCAUCUGGAAGAAUCAUUGCUACCAGAAUACUCAUCGCGCUUAACCAUAUCCCAUUUGGAUCUUCAGAAAUUUUAUACAUAUUAUGUGCACGGGAAGAAAGUGCCUGAGAAGGACAGACUUCACGACCUGUUAAAGUUGUUCCCUUCCAACACAGAAAAAUUUAGCUCAAAUGUGAAAAUGAUAGGCGUUGUGAGUGAUCCCAAGUUCUUUUUCCGGCUGACUCUUAGCUUUGUUUUCCAGUGUUGCUUUUUUGAAAGUAUAUUUCCAACUCUGUAUUUGUACGUCCCCUACAGAUUAUACUCUAGAAUAUCAUUAAGUUUAGGUCAUUUUGCUUAUAGCAAAGUGGGGGUUCCCUUCCAGUUUUAUUUUAGUUUUGACCAUCUAGAUUCUGUACCUCAAACAGGCUUUUAUCCACCAUAUUCAUUAGCAGCCAGUAAAAAAAGACGGCCAGAAGAUGAUUUCCUUCACCUAGUGAAGAUCUCAGCAAAUAAGGAUUUUUUUAAGAAGGUACCGCUUGAGGAACUGGAGAGCUUUCACUACUUCCUAAAUCGCAUCUGCCUCACCAAGAGAAAAGAUACCCUGAUCACGCAGUUGGAGAAAUGGAUACCAGCUUGUGGGCCAGAGUUCAUCAAGAAUGGGUUUCGGGUUUUCACCCAUCCGCGUGAAUUAACACAGGACCAGUUGCUUCAGGCGUACUACAUAUUUUCCAGGUUGCCAUCUUAUGAAGGGUCUAUGUUUCAUCACUACAGAAGACACUGGGCCAUUCAGUUCGGAGAAAGAGAUGAAGAAGUUGUGAGACUCAAGACUGAUGACGAAGUAGUAGAGAUAGAAGAUCAGGUUUUGGAGAAUUAAUGUCACAUUAGUCUGUGAGCGUUAAAUGUUAUUAUUGUUAGAUAGUUGGAAAUAUCUGACAGGGCUCAAUAGUUUGAUAUUUUUAGUAUGUUGUACAUGCAUUAAAGGUAUGGUUGAAAUUGUUUUAUUGCUUCCAUCUUAUAGAUGUGAAUUUGUCAUUUCAUGUUAUAUAAAAGUGAUAUUAUUAUUAUGAGUUUGUACAAGGUAAAUGUAUUGAAAUAAAACUAUACUUCUAGUUGAAUAAGUUGCUAGACUUCAGAGAACAUGAGUCAGUAGAUGAGCAGCUACCUCCAAGUAAGAAAUUCAUAAAUGAGAGAGACAUUAACACUUGCUUAAGAUGAGAAUAUAGCUAUAUUUUCAUAUUCAGUAAUAUGGUAGGCAUUAUUUAUUAUAGUAAAAGAGCUCUUUAUAGUUCAUGGGUCGAGUUCUAUGCAUCCACGUAGAAUGAGCCCAAAAUGCAACAGCUUCUGGUGUAUUCCUUCUCUUCUUUUUUGUUAAUGUUUUUCAUCAAAGAGUUGGUGAUAUAAGUACAUAAUUUAAUUAGAAUAACUAAAAAAGGAAAUUGGAAGAUGGAUAUGGGAAGGAAUAAAGCUGUGAAAGAACA